AAUUUGCAGUGAGACUGGAAUGGGUGUGUCCACUCAAACUUCGUUUCUAUUAUGAAGCUGCAGGAAGGCUCAAGACUUCUUUUGACAUAGUUGAAUUUGCAACUAAAAAGUAAAAAGGAGCACCACGGCCAACGACGAGAUUGCAUUUCCAAAGGUACUGGAAUUGCCAACACAGCAGCCUCUGUUGCUUCUUGCGCUGGCUCGACACGCCGAUUGUGCAGAUUGGGAGGCAAUCACCAUCAACAAACGGACGUCUGAGGUAGAUCAAGACUGAGGAUCGGCUGAAGACCAGAGAGGCUGGACGUUCUUGGACCUUGGAAGAAGGGCAACAGCACAGCUGUCGCGGGGGCAGCUUGAACUAUUCAGCUCUCAGACAAGGCAUUCACGAAGCUGCUUCGGCCAGAAUCGGGUGCGCGCAAGAUAGUGAAUUGCUUCGUCGAUACUAGAAACGGCAAGAUGCGCGACGGACGCGCUCUCGUGGUGGCCCUGCUCCUCAUGGCUCCUCUUUUCACCUGUAUCACAGCAGCGCGUCUGCCCUGCGUACCAUUUGGUUAUACGUCCAAUCCAACUUACUACCUGAUCUAUUGUAGUAAUUGGGGACUAACAGCCAUCACGCCCGUUCCCGCUGAUCGACGCAACUACACUGAGACAAUGGAGCUGCCGAGAAACGCCAUCACAUUCACCCCCCAAGAUGCUGCUAUCAUGCGAGGGUUGCCCAUUUUGAAAGUAUUAGACUUAUCCUAUAAUCGAGUUACAAGCAUCCAGCCGAAUUCGUUCCAAGACCUAACAUUGAUGUUUCAAUUGCUUAUGACUAAUAAUCUAAUCACCGAGCUGCCAGCGGGUACCUUCGACAAGCUUACCCUCCUACAAGACGUACGUUUCACGAACAACAGGAUAGCAUCGCUUCCUCCCCGUAUCUUCGCUAAUAAUGAUGCCCUGAAAAUUCUGAAGUUGGAUGGAAACGCUAUUCAGCACCUCCCUGUGAACAUGUUCCCACAGUCGCCGCCAAGGUUGUGGGAAGUGACAUUCAAGGAAAACUGGAUCUCUUCUCUUGAUUUUGGACUUUUCAGCGGUCUAGCAUCCGUAGGCAAACUGGAUCUUUCAAACAACCACAUCCGCACCAUUCCACACAACGUUUUCAAUGGACUGGGGAGCUCAUGCACUGUUUACUUGACCGGCAACCCGUUGAUUCACGACCAUAGACUUUGCUCGGCCUUCACCUACCCCGGUCGCCACUACACGUUUUCUGUGGACCCGGUUAUUCAAGCAAAUUUCCGCGGGAUGGCUAUCACGAACAAAUGUAACUGGCCCUGCAAUAAAUGGAGGCCAGAGCCACCGAAUGUUCGGAACUGCCCGAACGCAUUCUGCAACGGAACUGUUGGCAAUCCGACCUGCUUGCCUCUGGCAUUUAAUCCCAGCAUUGGAGUGUACUAUUGCAACGCCACUAGAACGGUGCUGACUAUGCAUUCCAGCAAGGAAGGCUACUUUUCGGAUGCGGUGUCGACCUGCAGGGCGUUCCAAGCCACACCGCCGGACAACGCGCAGUUCGCUAACGGUUGCGUCCAGGCGUUUGCGCAGCAGAUCAAGACCAAGCUGGGCAUUGCCUAUACGCCCGUUGUGUGGCUGAACCUUCACGACCGCGCAGCCAACACGAUAUACGCAAGCAACCGUUACACAUAUGUGCCGGGCACUAAGUACUUGUACAUCAUGUGUGCGCGCGAGGUGGCGAAGUAGAUGGAGGAAGAGAGGCGUGCCUGGCGAGUGUCAACCGUGGAACCAUGGCAUCAAGCCCUAGUGCGAGUGAGCGAAGAGUGACGGAGUAAAGCCCGGAGGAGGCACAGCAUGUGUGGGCGUGUGAGUGGGUGGCCGCGUGGGUGGUAGAUGGUGUGUGUGUGUGUGUAAUUAUAUGUAUGUUUGUGUGUGGUGACGACUACUUACUAGUGGUUAUCUCGCGAUGGUCUUGAUCUGUUGCAGUCAGAGCAUGACUGGUAUCGUUGCCAAAAGAGAAAAUCUGUCCCUGUCCCGUACAUUUUCAGAUUUUCCAUACUACUUUUGCGACGUGCUUACAUGUAAAUGGUACAAAAUGUGUGUGCUGUAUGCGUGCAUGUGUGUGCUGUAUGCGUGGCUGUGUGUGUGUGUGUGUGUUUGCAUUAAAUUAGGUUGUGUGUGCUAUCAUACUGCGUAUUGUGCAAACGGGAGCAGAUCCAUUCUUCUUCCUAUUCUUGUCUAUUGUUAUCUUUUCUUUCCUCUACUGUUUGUCUGCUUGACAUCUUCACCUAUUCAUGCGUAAACAUGCUUCCCCUGUGGCAAGAGCUACAUGUACACUUCAAUCUCCUCUGGGCAUUCACCAAUAUCCGACUGCCACUCGAUUUCAACUCUCCCUGAAGAAAUGUUCCAUCAAAAAUAA
This is a messenger RNA of Sycon ciliatum, 2407 nucleotides long. RefSeq lists its product as uncharacterized. Gene Ontology annotation, molecular function: protein binding. The transcript is spliced from 16 exons. The record is from RefSeq and is a predicted model, not a curated record. The coding region runs from base 457 to 1734 and encodes 425 amino acids. NCBI's taxonomy places the organism in Eukaryota, Metazoa, Porifera, Calcarea, Leucosolenida, Sycettidae. Gene Ontology annotation, cellular component: extracellular matrix.